Grammomys surdaster is the source of this 2962-nucleotide messenger RNA. RefSeq names its product lanosterol synthase (gene Lss). Lineage: Eukaryota; Metazoa; Chordata; Mammalia; Rodentia; Muridae. Gene Ontology annotation, molecular function: lanosterol synthase activity. The record is from RefSeq and is a predicted model, not a curated record. Gene Ontology annotation, cellular component: lipid droplet. Bases 93 to 2294 code for a protein of 733 amino acids. The transcript is spliced from 22 exons. Gene Ontology annotation, biological process: triterpenoid biosynthetic process; cholesterol biosynthetic process.
GUUCCGGUCGGCCGAGGCUCGCGCCUGCGCAGCGCGCUAGGCUGUCAGUCAGGUAAAGGGCUAGCAAGCCUGUGGCAGAGAGCAGUGCUGUCAUGACUGAGGGCACGUGCCUGCGGCGACGUGGGGGACCCUAUAAAACUGAUCCCGCCACCGAUCUCACCCGCUGGCGGCUCUGCAAUGAGUUGGGUCGGCAGAGAUGGACUUAUUAUCAAGCGGAGGACGACCCUGGUCGAGAACAGACCGGGCUAGAGGCCCACUCUUUGGGACUGGACACAAAGAGUUAUUUCACGGACUUACCUAAAGCACAAACAGCCCGAGAGGGGGCCCUGAAUGGAGUAACCUUUUAUACCAAGCUGCAGGCUGAGGAUGGACACUGGUCUGGUGAUUAUGGUGGUCCACUCUUCCUCUUGCCAGGUCUUCUGAUAACAUGCCACAUAUCACGCAUCCCUCUGCCAGCCGGGUACAAAGAGGAGAUGGUGCGGUACCUGCGGUCAGUGCAGCUCCCUGAUGGCGGCUGGGGGUUGCACAUUGAGGACAAGUCCACAGUGUUUGGGACCGCCCUGAACUAUGUGGCUCUCAGAAUCCUGGGUGUCGGGCCUGAUGACCCUGACCUCGUGCGCGCUCGGAACAUCCUUCACAAAAAAGGUGGUGCAGUGGGCAUCCCUUCCUGGGGGAAGUUCUGGCUGGCUGUCCUGAAUGUUUAUAGCUGGGAAGGACUCAAUACCCUCUUCCCUGAGAUGUGGCUGUUUCCUGAAUGGGUCCCUGCGCACCCCUCCACUAUCUGGUGUCACUGCCGGCAGGUCUAUCUGCCCAUGAGCUACUGCUACGCCACUCGGCUAAGUGCCUCAGAGGACCCACUGGUUCAGAGCCUCCGCCAGGAACUCUAUGUGGAGGAUUAUGCCAGCAUCGAUUGGCCAGCACAGAAGAACAACGUGUGCCCCGAUGACCUGUACACGCCACACAGCUGGCUGCUGCGUGUGGUGUAUGGCCUCCUCAACCUGUAUGAGCGUUUCCACAGCACCAGCCUGCGGCAGUGGGCCAUCAAGAUGCUGUAUGAACACAUUGUAGCUGACGACCGGUUCACUAAAUGCAUCAGCAUUGGCCCGAUCUCAAAAACCAUCAACAUGCUUGUCCGUUGGUCAGUGGAUGGCCCAUCCUCCCAUGGCUUCCAGGAGCACGUCUCUCGGAUCAAAGAUUACCUUUGGCUGGGCCUUGAUGGCAUGAAAAUGCAGGGCACCAAUGGAUCACAGAUCUGGGACACUUCAUUUGCUAUCCAAGCACUGUUGGAGGCACGUGCACACCACAGACCUGAGUUUCUGCCCUGCCUGCAGAAGGCUCACGAGUUCCUGCGGCUCUCACAGAUCCCAGACAACUUCCCUGACUAUCAGAAGUAUUACCGCCAUAUGCACAAGGGCGGUUUCUCCUUCAGCACACUGGACUGUGGCUGGAUCGUUGCUGACUGCACAGCCGAGGCUUUGAAGGCCGUGCUGCUCCUGCAGAAUCAGUGUCCCUCAAUCACCGAGCACAUCCCCCGAGAGCGGCUUUGCGACGCUGUGGCUGUGUUGCUAAGCUUGAGGAAUUCUGACGGAGGAUUCGCUACCUACGAGACUAAGCGUGGCGGGCAUUUGCUGGAGCUGCUGAACCCCUCAGAGGUCUUUGGAGACAUCAUGAUUGACUACACGUAUGUAGAGUGUACCUCUGCAGUGAUGCAGGCACUGAAGCACUUCCACGAACACUUCCCAGACCACAGGACAGCAGAGAUCAGGGAGACCCUCAACCAAGGCCUGGACUUCUGCCGAAUGAAGCAGAGAGCUGACGGCUCCUGGGAGGGCUCCUGGGGGGUUUGUUUCACCUACGGCACCUGGUUUGGCUUGGAAGCAUUCGCUUGCAUGGGGCAUACCUACCAAGACGGGGCUGCUUGUGCAGAAGUAACUCAGGCCUGCAACUUCCUCCUGUCCCGGCAGAUGGCGGAUGGUGGCUGGGGGGAGGACUUUGAGUCCUGUGAACAGCGGCGGUAUGUGCAGAGUGCCGGGUCCCAGGUCCACAGCACGUGCUGGGCCCUGAUGGGUUUGAUGGCUGUCAGGCAUCCUGACAUCAGUGCUCAGGAGAGAGGGAUCAGAUGUCUGCUAGGGAAGCAGCUCCCCAAUGGAGACUGGCCUCAGGAGAACAUCUCCGGGGUCUUCAACAAGUCCUGUGCCAUCAGCUACACAAACUACAGAAACAUCUUCCCCAUCUGGACCCUGGGUCGCUUCUACAACCUGUAUCCUGACAAUCCCCUCUCUGGCCACAUUUGAACACGUGUGUGCCAGUGCUGCACCUGGCCAGCGUCAUCACCAUCCAGGUCCAGGAGAGCCUAGUUUCUUGGCUAGGUGAUAAGAGCCUUCUUAGCCCCACCUAGGCCUUGUUCUCUAUGUCUGUUGACAUGAGGCUGGGGACAGGGUCAGGGUUGGUGACUUUAGACACUUGUCAGUGUGUGCUUAGUUCUGGGACUGGCUUCAGUGAGAAAGGAAAAAGAUGAGCCUUGAGAUCCAGAGAGGCACAGUGUACUCCAAAGCGCCUGGGUAUCCUUGAGGGAGCCAGGCUAUAGAGCUUUCACGAUCAGUGACUUCCCUGUGAGGGAGCAGCUGGCUUCUUCACUUCCUCCCGUGUCGAGUGUGGAAUGGGCCCUUGAGCAGACUUCUGUUUGCUGUGCUGGGGGAGUUAGAGCAACCCUUUGGGGUGGGUAUGCUCAAAGAAUGGCUCAGUGGCAAGUGAGGCAAGUCCCUUGCUCAUUGUGCCCUGAGCAGUGUCUGUUGUCCCCAGAAACUUACCACUCAUGACUGCAUCACUGUAUGAAACACCAGUUUUCCAGAAAGGAAAUGCAAACUCACUUUGUCCUAAAAAUGCUACUGAAAGUCAUUUGAAUGAUCAUGGACUCCCUUAAUAAACAGACACUGGGCUGAUGGCCCAGUUGUAAAGAACA